UGUCAUCAACCGCCGUGCCUUUCUCCUCCUCCGCUUGUUUUCCGUCUCAGAGUUGAAGUAUUUAUCGAGUAAGUGCAUCAGAAGCGUUCCCAUUGGCUUGGAGGGGAAGGAUGGCCAUGAAGAAAGUGGAGAAGAUCCGGCAGGUCGUGCAACUGAAGCAGGUGAUGCGGCGGUGGAGGGCCCUCAGCCUCCGGCGCCGCGGCGAAGAGGACGGCUCGGGGGGGGCGGUGCGGCCGGGGUCCGUGGCGGUGUACGUCGGGCAGGAGCGCCGGCGGUUCGUGAUCCCGACCCGGUUCCUGAACCUGCCGGUGUUCGCCGCCCUGCUGCAGCGGGCGGAGGAGGAGUACGGGUUCCCCCCCGCCGGCGGCCUGGCCCUCCCCUGCGACCCCGCCUUCUUCCGCUACGUCCUCGACGCGCUACACCGGGACGAGCCCCGGUUCGGCGCCCUCGGCCUCGACGCCUUCCUCGCCCUCUUCGCCGACCUCGGCGGCGCCACCUCUCCCUGCCGCGAACCCCUCUCUUACAACGGCUUCUCCCCUCUCCUCCCCAAGACCAAGGCUCGAUGAUCCUCUCUUCUCCUUCUAAAUUGUACAGAUGAAACGGCAGUCGAUCAGAAGAAGGUGGAGUUCUCCAAGAGCUUCAUCCAUGGAUCCUCAGAAGCGAUGUUAGCUUUCUUCUUCCUCAUCUCCUCCUCUCCAAAAGAACCCUGAAUCCAACCAACUCCUUUCCUUUUUAGUCUUGAUCAUGGGGUUGUAAGGUUCUUUUGGAUUCAUAAUCUGGAAUCAAUGGAAGUUGAAGCUGCAUGUUUUCUCUGCAUCUCAAAUCUUGUGUCUCGUUGUGUUCUUUGUGCAUGGCAACUCAGAAAGAGAUAGGAUGCAUGAACAUGACCCCUCCUCCUCUGCAAUGAUGUCAACUUCUUCCUCGUUGCAUGGACCUUUGAAAGUCUGCUACAACUUGCAAGAUGUGGUAGAUGAACAUGAACAUGGUGUGGACUUGCCCGAUCUCAUUUUUUUUGGCUCCCACAAUGAGAAGAAAAGAAGUUGUGAUGUGUACCAAUCAGUACAGGAAUCAUCAGCAUCUUCUUAGGACCUGUGUUACAUGUCAGGGAAAGAGGAUAAGAUCAUCAGCCUGAUCUAUUUGAACUUAGGAUUGAGAAGAAGGCCUGCCAUCUUUUGUUGGCUCUUCAAAGCUUGUGAGGGUGGA
Musa acuminata subsp. malaccensis (wild Malaysian banana) is the source of this 1203-nucleotide messenger RNA. Its product is annotated as protein SMALL AUXIN UP-REGULATED RNA 12-like. Gene Ontology annotation, biological process: response to auxin. Lineage: Eukaryota; Viridiplantae; Streptophyta; Magnoliopsida; Zingiberales; Musaceae. The record is from RefSeq and is a predicted model, not a curated record.